Messenger RNA from Arthroderma uncinatum, 3354 nucleotides. RefSeq names its product transcription termination factor 2. Gene Ontology annotation, molecular function: ATP-dependent chromatin remodeler activity; ATP binding. The record is from RefSeq and is a predicted model, not a curated record. The transcript is spliced from 4 exons. Bases 1 to 3354 code for a protein of 1117 amino acids. Lineage: Eukaryota; Fungi; Ascomycota; Eurotiomycetes; Onygenales; Arthrodermataceae.
AUGAGCUACCCUUCCGCGGCUCUCCUGUUGGACCCCAAGGCAUAUAAGAGACAGAAUACGACUGGUAAUACCUCACCUUUCACCCCUAUUUUUGAGCACAGAUGCGCAACAGGCGGUGAUCAAAGAAUGAAACCUCGAUACUUGAGUGAACCGCCAGAUUACAUGCCUGUUGCAUCCCCUUCCUCCCUUCCUCAGAAGCGCCAAUGCAUAGACGACUUUGACCCCUUCAAAAAAACAGAAACUCACUCUCAUUUCAAAGGUCGAUCAACCACCGGCAAUAACAAUAGACCCCCUGAUACCCAGAGACCCAGUGCAACUGGAGCUCCCCCAGGAACCUCGUUUGAUCCCAGACAGCUACUCAAUCCUCGACAGUACAAGGUUCCGGCCAGGCCUUCCCCGAACGCCCCGAACGCGAAUAACCCACAAGACUCGAAUAGCCCCAACUAUAACCAUAAUGGAGCCAAGUCCACUACAGAUACCCUUUCGGGUGGAGCAGGAAGUGAAAAUAUACAGCCAGGGGCUGACGGGUCGUCCACAGCCACGCAUCGAAAUAUGAUUGAGGACAUGUACGGAGUUGAGAGGAGGGAGAACCAGCCACAGAAACGAGUCAAGAUUGACAACGGACCGCCUGCAAAUAGUGGUAGAAAGAGUCAAGGAAAAUUUUCGAGCGCUGGUGCCUCAGUCCUGGGAGGGUUUAUGAAAGAAAAGGCGGAUAAUAUGAAACAGCCAGCUAUAGCUGCCAAUACUAUCGAUCUUACGGCAGACAAAGACGACGACAAAAAUGAUGACGAUGUGAUAUUCGUUGCUAAUAAGGAUAAGGGUGCGGAAGAAUUCCAGCGCCUCCUAGUUCUUGACUCUCACGUCUCCGCUGCCCUGGCGCCCCUUCUUGAUAUGACCUUCGACCUGCGAACGCAAGCCCGCCUCGACGUCCGCAGAAAGAAGCCGAACGAAUGGCCUGGCCAGGCAUGUUCCGAGUUAUUCCGAAUCUCUAUAAACCUCUACGGUCCUAGACGCAUUGCCGAUAAUAUUGGUCGCGUUUUAAGCCAAAAGAACAUUUGGCUAGGCAUUCCGAAUGCAGUUGAAGCUGGUAUCUCGACCUACAAUCCUCAUGCCGAGAGGCGCCGUCUACUGAUAGCUGCCGCGCAGCAGCAGCAGCAACCACAGCAAAAUCCUAGGUUUGCAGUUCAAUCGGAAGUCCGUACUGCUGAGGAGGUUAGCAGUGCUGUUACGAAGAUGUUCGAUCAGCUUCAAGGCGCUCAAAACCUUCCGGAGAUAGAAACACCAGAAUUGCUAAAGACCCAACUCCUACCCCAUCAAAAGCAGGCUCUUGGAUUUAUGUUAGAGAAGGAGAAACCACGCAAACUCGGUCCCAAUGAGGCAGACAACAACUCGUUAUGGAGGGUUGAACAAAAUGCCAACGGUCAGAGAGUCUAUCGUGAAAUUAUCAGCGGUGUGACGAUGGUCACAGAACCGCCUCAGAUCCUAGGCGGAUUAUUGGCUGAUAUGAUGGGACUGGGUAAAACCUUGAGCAUUUUAUCACUUGUAUGCUCAACUUUUCCCGAGGCAGCAGCUUGGGCAAACGAGAAACCGGUGAACCCGUCCACAAUCAAUGCAAAAACAACUCUGCUUGUAUCCCCUCUUAGUGCCGUCGGUAACUGGGUGAGCCAAAUCAAGGAACACGUUAAGACGGAUGCCCUCUCUUAUUACGUUUUCCAUGGACCAAAUCGAACUGAGGACCCUAAGGAAUUGGCGAAAUACGAUAUCGUUAUUACCACCUACACAACCAUUUUGAGCGACAUUUCAGGGAAAAGCUCUAAGAGAGGCACAAGCCCGCUUGUGCGUAUUAACAUGUUCCGCAUCGUUCUAGAUGAAGCGCAUAUAAUCCGAGAGCAAAAUGCCGCCCAGAGUCAAGCUAUAUUCCAACUAAACGCACGAAGACGAUGGUCCGUCACCGGGACUCCUAUCCAGAACAGACUUGAGGACCUUGGAGCGGUACUGAAGUUUCUGAGGCUUUCCCCAUAUGACGAACGAGGUCGAUUUUCUGCGCACAUAGUUUCACCUUUCAAGUGUGAAAGUCCUACUGCCAUUACAAACUUGCGUGUGCUGGUAGACUCAUUUACCCUUCGCCGUGUUAAGGAUCGCAUCAACCUACCGCCACGGCAUGACAAGACCGUUAUGCUUACCUUUUCUGAACAAGAGAAGAAACUUCAUGAUUUCUUCAAGAAAGAAUCUAACUUUAUGAUGAAUGUCGUCGCUUCAGAAACUCGCGAAAAAGUCAGCGGCAAAAUGUAUCAUAUAGUCUUGAAGGCUAUGAUGGUUUUAAGGCAAAUCUGCGCACAUGGCAAGGAGCUGUUGGAUAAGGAAGAUCGUGAACGGUUCCGAGGACUUACUGCAAACGAUGCUAUUGACGUGGAAGAACUUGAUGACGAUCACUCUACAAAUGCUGCCAGCCGAAAAGCGUAUGAAAUGCUAGCAUUGAUGAAAGAAUCAUCCGCUGAUGCUUGUGUCCGAUGCGGAAACUACAUAACCCUCCAAUCCGACGAUAGCCCGGGAGAUAAAAAUGCAAUGGUAGCCGCCAUUCUCCCCUGCUAUGACAUUUUGUGUGUCGACUGCUUUACGCCCAUUGGGCCUAAAUUGGACGAAAUUGCUGGCACACCCGUGCAAGUCUCUUGUGCAUUUUGCAAGAGUGUGAUCACCCCGACAUACUCCGUCAUAACAACCACCGGCUUCGAAGGUUAUCUAGCCUCACUUCUUGAAAAUAAAAAGAACCGCAAACAAGCCAAAGCAUUUGGGCUUUACGAAGGUCCUCAUACAAAAACAAAAGCUCUGGUUUCAAAUCUUCUAGAUACAGCUGAGGAAAAUAAAAAAUCUUCACAUCAACCUCCAAUCAAGAGUGUUGUUUUCUCAGCUUGGACAUCGCAUCUCGAUCUAAUCGAAAUAGCCCUGGAAGACAAUGGCCUAACCGGCUACACUCGCCUUGACGGCACCAUGUCACUAAAGCAACGGAAUACAGCGAUUGAAACCUUCUCCACAGAUGACAGCAUUACAAUUCUUCUCGUGACAAUAGGAGCCGGCGGAGUUGGCCUCAACCUCACAGCUGGGUCGAAGGUUUAUAUCAUGGAACCGCAAUAUAACCCUGCAGCUGUUGCUCAAGCUGUGGAUCGUGUUCAUCGUAUCGGCCAAACGAGAGAAGUCACCACAAUUCAGUUUAUUAUGAACGAUAGCAUUGAAGAAAAGAUCACCGAACUGGCGAAGCGGAAGCAGAGACUAGCUGAUAUGAGCUUGAAUCGAAAGAUGGAUAGACGGGAGAUGCAGCAGGAGAGACUUCAGGAAUAUAGAAGCUUAUUCAAGUGA